AUGUCAGGCGGAGGGAAUAUUAAAGUGGUGGUGCGAUGUCGCCCGCUCAACGCGAGGGAGAUAGCUAGGGGAGCCAAAGGUCUAAUACGUAUGGAAGGUAGUCAAACCAUACUGGAUCCACCUGAACAAACCGGAUCAACAUCAGUUAGAGCGACAGAGAAGAAACCUAUGAGUUUCUCCUUUGAUAAAUCGUACUGGUCUGCCGGAGCUCGUGAUGAACCUAAAUAUGCCUCUCAGCAGACGCUGUACGAAGAUCUAGGCGUAGAAUUGCUGGAUCAUAGUUUUGAAGGAUUUAACACUUGUAUCUUUGCAUUGGAAAGAGCUGUAAGUGGAUUAGCCGUGCUCUUCAGCUCCCUAUACGCUGACACUCAUAGCACAGACUCGAUGAUGGGAUAUGGGUCGGACAAAGGAAUCAUACCGUUGACGACGGAAGAGCUAUUUCGAAGGGUACAGGCUAGGACGUCUGAUGAACCAACCUUAUCAUACACUGUCGAGGUAUCCUACAUCGAGAUCUAUAACGAGAAGGUACGAGACCUGCUGAAUCCCAAGAACAAAGGGAACCUGAAAGUCCGAGAGCACCCUUCCCUUGGACCUUACGUAGAAGAUUUGAGUAAAUGUCUAGUCGAGAACUACAGCCAGAUGAUGACCUUGAUGGAUGAGGGAAAUAAGGCUCGAACGGUAGCUUCUACCAAUAUGAACGAAACGUCUUCACGAUCCCAUGCCGUCUUUACAGUAACACUUGCUCAAAAACGUCGUGAUCCCCAAACCAACAUAACGGGUGAGAAGGUUUCGAAAAUAUCACUUGUGGAUCUCGCAGGUAGUGAAAGACAAGCUUCAACUGGUGCGACUGGAACAAGGUUGAAAGAAGGAGCGAACAUCAACCAAUCUCUUACAACCCUAGGUAAAGUCAUAGCUGCCCUGGCUCAAGGUAGUAACGAUCACGGAAAAGGAAAGAAGAAGAAAGAAGAUUUCGUGCCGUACCGGGAUUCAAUCCUUACGUGGUUGCUGAAAGAAAGUCUGGGAGGAAACUCAAAGACUGCCAUGAUAGCUGCCAUCUCUACAUUACGAUAUGCUGAUGCUGCAAAAAAGAUCAAGACCCAUGCUGUAGUCAAUGAGGAUCCUAAUGCCAAGUUGAUCAGGGAGCUGAAGGAGGAACUGGACAUGUUACGAAGUCGGGUAGCUACGGGAGGGGGUACUGAGGAAGCGAAUCAUAAUCCAAACUUUCCCCCUGAAGAACAAAUUGUCACUUACCAGACGAAAGAAGGCGAAAUGAGAACAGUCACAAAGCUAGAACUACAAGAUCAGCUUCACGCGUCUGAGAAGCUCAUGGAAAGUCUGAACCUGACAUGGGAAGAAAAGAUGGAGUCAACGCAAAAGAUUCACGUAGAAAGGGAAAAAGCUCUAGAAGAACUUGGUAUCAGUAUUGACAAAGAUAUGGUGGGAGUGCAUGCACCUCAAAGACACCCUUCCUUGGUUAACCUGAACGAAGACCCUCUUAUGUCUGAGUGCCUUAUAUAUCAGUUGAAACCCGGCCCGACCGUUGCUGGCAGUAUCGAAGAUAGCACAGCUCAUAUCAAAUUAUCGGGAGCUCAUAUCUUACCUGAACAUUGCAUCUUCUCCAAUGAAGGUGGCAUAGUAACUGUUGAAGUUAUGCCAGAAGCUCGAUCCUUCGUGAAUGGCAAACGGGUUCCCCCAAAGUCGUCAAUCAAACUGCAAAAUGGAGACCGGGUGAUUUUAGGCGAUUUUCACGUGUUUCGAUUCAACGAUCCAGCUUCCGCUCGUGCUCAGAGACAGAAACUGCAAAACUCAGUCAGCAUGGAUAAUCCAUCUAGUGCCUAUCGUCCAGAUUCUCCUAGCAGUCGACCAGAUGCCGCCGAACUCAUGGAUUGGACAGCUGCACGGAGGGAAGUAGCAGAUAUAGAGAGACUGGGUGAUCAGGAUCUUGAUCAACUAUUUGAUGAUAUUGUAAAAGUACGAACUCAGCGGAAAAGACCUGAAAGUAGAUAUGAUAUUUCAGCGGAACUUGAAUCUCGGUUCAUGACACCUUCGGAUACUCAAGAAUCUUUGGACCCAAAUAGCAAUCCCUGGGCUGGUCCACAUGCUACGUCAAUGACUUCGAACAGUGUUGGAACGCCAGUCGCGCAAGACCUAGACAAACCGAAUAUGGAGGAGAACAGUGAGGCUGACACCGAACUUCCAAUACCAUCAGUAGUUUAUGAUAAAAGAUCAUCUGAUUCGGCGCUACACCAAGAACACUUGACACGACAGCUGCAGACAAUGACUCAGGAAGUUAAACGGAUCCGGUCUCAAGCUGCUGCUGCUAGAGCGCUAGAGCCAACUACUGUGGAGCCCGCCAAUUGGACACUGAAAGAGAUACGAUUAGUACAGAAAGUAGUGGAGAAAUGGAAGCAGCUUAGAUCAUACUCGGUGGCGGAACAGAUUCUAACGGGAGCGGCUGACCUUAAGGAGGCCAAUGUGAUUGCCAAGGAAAUGCAAAGGAGUGUUUCAUACAAUUUUCUCAUCGUCGACGCUUCCGCGACAUCUUCGACGUCUUGCCUGGACAAGGCCACCGGCAUCGUCGAAUUUGACGAUAUAUCAGAUACAGUAAUUCCGACAUUGAAUGGUUCUGUCGUGGUAGCCAAAGUUGUUGACCGAGAAUCUAAUUCCGUGUACACUUGGGACCUAAGAAAAUUCCACAGACAGCUCAAUCAGAUGAAACGAGCUCUUGCUCUCAAAGAAAAUCCUAGCUACUCUGCUCACUUCAAAGUAGAUGGCGCGUUUGCCGAAAUCCAGCCUCCCUCAUACUCCCUUAUCGGUUCAGCAAAAGUUCCCCUUCGUCUGUUGGCGAACCAGUUCUCCUAUACUGCCACUGUCCCCAUCUCCUGCCGAUACACAAUGGAAGCUAUCGGCUCCUGUAGGAUGACAUUCAAAUGCACCCCCCUUGCAUCCUCUGGGAUUGCAACUCCGGAUUCUGGCUGGACACCAAUGCAAAGCAGACUAGUAGUAGGAGAUAAGCUCACUUUUGCCAUUACGGUCGAGGGUGUGAAAGGUCUUUCAUCAAUCGAUUACGCUUCUAUCCAUGCUCAAACCCGACUUUCCUCUUUGGUCGGAUCAAGCAUAGUAUCAGAAGAUACAUUUGCUUCUCUCCUUAUUGAUCUUAGUAAAUCAUCUGUAGCUCACCUUAAUUUACGGCGGACGAUAUCGGUAAUCGUUACAGAGGAAAUGAUCGAAUACAUACAGACUUCUUACGCUGUUAUCGAUUUUUUCGCAAAGGUCCAUAUCAACUACCUCGAUAGGCUGGAAAGGUGGGAUAAGACCCGAGAAAUGAGUCCGCCUAACUCAACUCUAGGAACCCCUGACAGACUACAAGUGAAACCUUCUAUGAGGAGGUGCGAGACCGAUUUUGUCGGGAGUGAGCAUCAUGACAUACUCGCUUCUGUCGAGAUCCGGGAAUUAGCCUCAAAUGGUGAUUACGUCCCUGCGGAAGUACAAGAAGAUAUAUUCCAAUUGCAUCAAGGAUUACAACGUAAGAUACAUAUAAACUUAACUCACUCAUCUGGAAAAGCGCUACCAUGGGAAAAGAUUCACAACGUCCAUUCCAGUGAUAUAAGGAUUGUCAAUAAAGGUCAAGUGUCACACGUAUGUAAAUCUAUCGUCGAGAUCAAGUUGCAAUCUCAAGAUCUAGACUGGCUCCCUGACGGAACAUCGACACUUGAAGCUUCCGGUGUAUGGGACACAUCCGCUCAUGAAUGUAGACAACUUGAUAGACGAACGUCUUCCGAUCAGCUAUUACUCGUCCGUCUAACUUUCCUUGUUGACGUGGAAACUUUAGACGAACCAGCUAUAUUCCAAUUUGAUAUGAGAGUUAAGAUACAAGGAAGGGAUUCAAGAAGAUCAUCACUCCUAUCCUUUUUUAAUUCAUCCAAAAUAUUCAAUUCAUCAGUCUUCAUUUUCACGGUUGAUCUGUCUCCACCACUGGCUAGAUCGGUAAAUGACUUAUGGAGAUUGGACACUGCGAAGAAAUAUGUUAAAAGAGAAGAAGUGCUGGGUAAAUGGAAACCACGAAGCGUGUCUUUGAUUCAAGACUUUGCUGAGAUGAAACGAUCUGCAAGAUGUUUAGCAGAUGUUCAAGCUACGAAAUCUGUUCUGGACAUCACGGGUGAUAUCGAAUAUACGCACCAUGAUACAGUGAAUAAAGAAGAAGAAUUGAAAGAAAAUGAAAGAUUGGUGAGGAAAUGUCUAGGAUUAUGGAAGAUGGAAAUGAAUCAAAGAAUUCUUAUCGAUCUGAAAUGCGAAUCACCGGAACAAGAAGCCGUUGCUAAGAAACUAAGGAGAAUGAUACCUGAUCUCAAACCAAAGUUGUCACCUACCGUCAAGCUUCAACCUCGAGUUGAGACCAUCACAAAACACGGUGCUGUCAUGUUACUGAGAGAUUCUCAGAAGAAUGAAUGGGCGAAACGGUAUUUUGUAUUACGAAGACCAUUCUUACAUGUGCAUGAACAACCUGAUAAACGAGAAGUUCAAAUCAUCAACUUAUCCAGCUCAAAUGUCACCCCUAGUCCAGAUGUAGAGUCGCUCCUAGGUCGUAAAUGGGCAUUUACGAUAUUCACUCCUACAAAUUCGUAUAUCGCUCAAGCAAGUUCAGAGAAGGAGAUGAGAGAUUGGUUGUCCGUUAUAAGCACGACUUCUGAGUUGUGA
Messenger RNA from Kwoniella shivajii, 4698 nucleotides. RefSeq lists its product as uncharacterized. The transcript has 22 exons. Gene Ontology annotation, molecular function: microtubule binding; ATP binding; microtubule motor activity. Bases 1 to 4698 code for a protein of 1565 amino acids. The record is from RefSeq and is a predicted model, not a curated record. Lineage: Eukaryota; Fungi; Basidiomycota; Tremellomycetes; Tremellales; Cryptococcaceae. Gene Ontology annotation, biological process: microtubule-based movement.